This is a messenger RNA of Cucurbita moschata (crookneck pumpkin), 2496 nucleotides long. RefSeq names its product protein indeterminate-domain 2-like. Gene Ontology annotation, molecular function: DNA-binding transcription factor activity. Gene Ontology annotation, cellular component: nucleus. Bases 627 to 2210 code for a protein of 527 amino acids. The transcript has 4 exons. Lineage: Eukaryota; Viridiplantae; Streptophyta; Magnoliopsida; Cucurbitales; Cucurbitaceae. The record is from RefSeq and is a predicted model, not a curated record.
CGAAGCCGAAAACUUGGACAAAAAGUUACAUUCCAAAUCCUCUGCACAAAAUUCAGCAAACCGCCUCCUCUCUACCUUUUCCGUUUUCCCAUCUUUUGAAGACUUAUUUUUCUCUUGAGAAAAGCCAAACUCGUCGUCUUCACAGAUUCACAGAGCUCUCUCUCUCUGUAAACAGUUCCUCUUCAUCUUGUUCACAAGUUUGUUUCGAAUCAACGGACAGUGAAGCAGCUGUUCUAGCGGUCUUCACUGGUUCAAUCCAGUUCCAGAAAGUAGAAAGUAACCGUCGGCCGAUUGUUCUAUCUAUCUCCGGUGAUUAUUUUUCCGGUGGCUGCGUUUAUCGAACCCCUUUUAGGUGGGUUUCAAAAGGGUCUUCGUGUUUUGUAAUUGCUGUGUUUUUUGGGUAAUGUGGGAUUUUGGUCAGACACCUCUCGAAGAUAUUUGACUCUAGAGAGAGAGAGAGUGAUAGAUGGAGAUUGGGGGAAAAACCCUAGAGAGAGUGAAUUAAACUAUUGUCACCCACAAAAGGAUUCCUCGAUUUAAAGUUGAAAUACUUUCGGGUUUUUUCCUAUUUUGUCUCGAUUUUCGAAUUGUUCUUCGGAUUUGGGAAAUUUUACUGCUCCGAAGUCAUGCCGGCCGAUGAGAAGGAUUCGUCCAUGGCUUCCGGGAAGGCUAGUGUUUCUUCUCCGGGAGCGAAAUCUGCCACUAAGAAAAAGCGAAAUCUACCCGGAAUGCCAGAUCCGGAAGCGGAAGUAAUUGCUCUGUCUCCGAAGACCCUUUUUGCCACAAAUCGUUUUGUUUGUGAGAUUUGCAACAAGGGGUUUCAGAGGGAUCAGAAUCUGCAGCUUCACCGGCGAGGUCAUAAUCUUCCAUGGAAGCUCCGGCAGAGGACAAGUAAGGAGGUGAAGAAGAAGGUCUAUGUUUGCCCUGAGAGUUCUUGUGUUCAUCAUGAUCCCUCCAGAGCUCUGGGUGAUCUGACCGGGAUUAAGAAGCACUUUUGCAGAAAGCACGGUGAGAAGAAGUGGAAAUGCGACAAGUGUUCGAAGAAAUACGCUGUUCAGUCUGAUUGGAAAGCUCAUUCCAAAAUUUGUGGAACCAGAGAGUAUAAAUGCGAUUGUGGAACUUUGUUUUCCUGGAGGGAUAGCUUCAUUAGACAUAGAGCUUUCUGUGAUGCAUUGGCGAAGGAAAGUUCAAAAGCUCAGCCUAUGCCGGUGGACAAACCGGAUUUGCACUCCGACCCCGAUGGCGAUUCUCAGUCAGCGGCGGUCAAACCAAAUCUAGAGCCUUCUCCUCCACCUCCACCUCCACCGCCUCCGCCAUCAUCACCGCCGGUUUCAUCUCCUCCACAGUCAACUGGUGAGCUAAUAACUGCAUUACCUGUGCCUAGUCAAGAGCUGUCGGAGAAUCCCUCGCAAUGUACUGAAGAAGCGCCCGGUACACCUGGCCUGAGUCGGAGCAGCAGCAGCAGCAGCAAGAGCGCGAGCAGCAAUAGCAGCUCGAGAAGCAGCGGAUUUGCUGGCUUAUUUGCUUCGUCGAUGACAUCAAGGAGCCUUCAACCUCCAAGACCUCCUGGUUUUACAGACCUAAUGCAAGCCAUGGUUUGUUCAGAUCGCUCAUCAGACUAUGCAUCAUCUUCAACCAUUGAACCUACUUCUCUGUCUCUUGCAAUGAAUCAAGGGCCAUUGAUCUUCGGAACAGCCAGCCAAGACCUCCGGCAGUAUACGCCAACGCCACAGCCUGCAAUGUCCGCCACAGCAUUACUCCAAAAAGCAGCUCAAAUAGGUGCAACAGCAUCAAAUGCCUCGUUGCUUCGUGGUUUGGGUUUAGUAUCAUCUUCUUCCUCUUUAGCUGCCCAGCAAGAGAGCUUGCCAUGGAACCACCAGAGCCAUGGUCAACCUGAUGGCAUCUCGAUCGCUGCAGGGCUCGGACUCGGACGUCCCUGUGAUGGAAACUCAGGAUUGAAGGAACUAAUGAUGGGAAACCAUUCCAUGUUUCCCCCAAAACAUACCACCCUGGAUUUCCUUGGAUUGGGAAUGGCAGCUGAUGGAAGCCCCAACACUGGCCUGGCUGCGCUAAUUACAUCAGUCGGCAGCGGUGUAGACAUCGGGGUAACAACAUUAUCAUACGGUGGUAGCGGUGUAGACGUCGGGGUAACAACGUUAUCAUACAGCGGCAGCGGUGACAUACCGGAGAAGAAAACGGAAACAGAAUAAGAGAAGCUCUCUUUUGAAAUGUAAAAUUGCGAGAACCCCACAGAAUCUCUUCCCUUUUUGUCUUUCAGGUUACUAAACAUUUGGUUUUGUGAACUCUUGCUGUCGGGUAGCGGCUUUAGAAACAGAAGCGACAUGGAAGGAAGCCAUGACUGUACUUAUUGUAAGAUCAGUGGAUCAACCAGUAAAUUAAACUUAAAACACAUUGUAAUCUGAAAUUUGAAAUGUGAAAGUGACAAAACUAGAACAUCAUCAUUAAAUUAUAAAUUACACUUUAAUGGUUAUAAUU